This is a messenger RNA of Sorghum bicolor (sorghum), 1543 nucleotides long. Its product is annotated as probable galacturonosyltransferase-like 4. Lineage: Eukaryota; Viridiplantae; Streptophyta; Magnoliopsida; Poales; Poaceae. Gene Ontology annotation, cellular component: Golgi apparatus. The record is from RefSeq and is a predicted model, not a curated record. The transcript has a single exon. Gene Ontology annotation, molecular function: glycosyltransferase activity. The coding region runs from base 363 to 1424 and encodes 353 amino acids.
GAAUAAUCCCAGCUUGUCUCCAAGUAUAGGCAGCACCCAAAGCCGGCAAGCAGGCGUCAGCCACCAUCUUCCCUUCUCCUAGCUAGCUUGUCUCCUGGCCCUCCGCCCCUCCAUUGCCGCGGCCUUUAUGUAGCCCUUGGCCUUCCGCUCCUUCGCCUCCUUUCCCCACCAUUCCCAUGGUGGCCCCCCUCGCCUCCUAAACCCUUCACGCACCAUCUCGCCGAGGACCAGGGCGGCCACCACCUACCCCGCUUCGCCUUCAUUCGCCACCGCCACCUGCGUCGCCGGCAGCCGCCUCAGUCGGCCGGCCGCCUUUCGGUCCUUGCGUGCCCAGGGGCACGGGCGGCGCAUUUUACAAUACAAUGCCUUCAAAUUGUGCCGUAGUAGUAGUUAUCGCCAUCUUUGUUGUUGUUGUUGUUAUCCUCAGCGCCAGCCACGCGGUCACCGGCGCCCGCGUUGGCACCAUGAUGAUCCGGCAGCCUUCGUCCGUCCUCAUGUUCAGGGAGGCGCCCGCGUUCCGGAACGGGCCCGAGUGCGACGGCGACGGCCGGGUGGACAUCGCCAUGACGCUGGACGCCAACUACCUCCGCGGCACCAUGGCGGCGGUGCUGUCCAUCCUGCAGCACACGGCGUGCCCCGAGAGCGUGGCGUUCCACUUCCUGACCGCCGACGCCGACGCCGACGACCACGUCGGCCUCGCCGCCGCGCUGCGCGCCUCGUUCCCGUUCCUCGACCUCCGGGUGUACCGCUUCGACCCGUCCCGCGUCCGCGACCGCAUCUCCCGGUCCGUCCGGCAGGAGCUGGACCAGCCGCUCAACUACGCGCGCGUCUACCUCGCCGACACGCUCCCGCCGGACGUGCGCCGGGUCACCUACCUCGACUCCGACGUGAUCGUGGUGGACGACGUCCGGACGCUGGCGUCCGUCGACCUCGCGGGGCACGUGGUGGCGGCGCCCGAGUACUGCCACGCCAACUUCAGCAACUACUUCACGGACGCCUUCUGGUCGCACCCGGCGCUCAACGGCACCUUCCACGGCCGCCGGCCCUGCUACUUCAACACGGGCGUCAUGGUCAUGGACGUCGACAAGUGGCGCGCCGGCGGGUACACGCGCAGGGUGGAGGAGUGGAUGGCCGUGCAGAAGCGCCGCCGGAUCUACCACCUCGGCUCGCUGCCGCCGUUCCUGCUCGUCUUCGCGGGGCACAUCAGGGCGGUGGACCACCGGUGGAACCAGCACGGGCUCGGCGGCGACAACGUCGAGGGCCGCUGCCGGGGCCUCCACCCGGGCCCCAUCAGCCUCCUGCACUGGAGCGGCAAGGGUAAGCCGUGGCUCCGCCUCGACGCCCGGCGGCCGUGCUCCGUCGACUACCUCUGGGCGCCCUACGACCUAUACCGUUACUCGUCGCCGGUGAUCGACGAGUGGUGAGCCGUGACGUGUACGUGAGCAUGCAUGCACCACCGUACCUGAGCUACUAGCAAUGGUAAUUAACGUAGGACAGUUGUUGCAGAGGGAAGAGGCGCCAUAACAAUGCAUGCAUGGCUAUA